Molecule: messenger RNA, 2312 nt
Organism: Pocillopora verrucosa
Lineage: Eukaryota; Metazoa; Cnidaria; Anthozoa; Scleractinia; Pocilloporidae
Product: tetratricopeptide repeat protein 38
Molecular function (GO): protein binding
Source: RefSeq, a predicted model, not a curated record
CGCAGUUUUUCCGUGUCCACGCGCUUAACAUAGAAACAGUGCGUACUAAAAACUGGAUUUUCUUUUCUCGAAAUGUCUUAUUUGCAUAGUAACUGGAGGGAUCUUGACGCUUGGAGAAGUGAAGGAUUGUCACUAACAACAACUAGCAAUGAGGCAGCAAAAAUGUUUGAUGCUACCUUAACACAGUACACAGGAUGGUAUGAUGAUAGCAGUGUUGAUGGAAUUGAGGGUUCUGUUUCAAAGAUGUUAGCAACUGAUCCUAACUUUGUGAUGGGUCAUGUGAUCUCUUGUGGCUUAGACCUGAUCUCAUCAGGUAAAGGAAUUCACACAGAUGAAGAACUGAAGAACAGCAUUCUGUCCCUUGAAGGGUUAGCUGCCAAAAGUAACAUCACAAACAGAGAGAGACUGCAUGUCAAGGCAGUGAAAGAAUGGGCUGAAGGAAACACUGCACAAGCAUGUCUAACAUGGGAAGAUGUAUUAGUGGAGAACCCAACCGACAUGCUCGCUUUGAAAAUGGCUCACGACUCUUACUUCUACCUUGGAUACCAACCUCAGAUCAGAGAUUCCAUUGCACGGGUGAUGCCGAAAUGGAAGGAAAACAUGCCACUCUAUGGAUAUCUUCACGGAAUGUACGCAUUUGGCCUGCUAGAGACAGGAUUCUACAAACAGGCAGAGAGGCAUGCACUUAAGGGUCUGGAACUGAAUCCAAGAGAUUGCUGGAGUACACAUGCAGAGGCCCAUGUCAUAGAAAUGGAAGGGCGUCAGAAUGAAGGAAUUAGAUUCCUCAGCACGACAUUAAAUGACUGGACUAUGGGAGCUAUGCUAGCCUGUCACAACUACUGGCAUUGGGCAUUGUAUCACAUCGAAAAGGGAGAACAUCAAGCUGCAGUGGACAUUUAUGACGAGGAGGUUGGAAAACGUUGUCAUUCUGGCGCCAUGCUUGACUUAGUGGACGCCUCUUCACUGCUGUACAGACUUCAGAUGGAAGGUGUUAAUGUAAAUGAUCGGUGGAGAGAGCUGUUUCAUUUGUGGGAGUCACACACAGAUGAUCAUAUUUUGGCUUUCAAUGAUGUUCAUAUGUUAAUGUGUUCUCUGGGGGCUAAGAAGGAAGAUGCUACACUGAAUCUAAUGAUGUCACUUAGAGACUAUGUGAGGGAUGGCUCAGGAACAAAUUGCGAAGUGUCUAGGGGGGUUGGUCUGGCCCUCUGUGAAGCUUUUGAACAAGCCGACAAGGGAAACUUCGACAAAGCUGUGGACAUUUUAAAACCGCUCCGUUAUGAUGUAGUCACCAUUGGAGGCAGUAAUGCACAGCGGGACAUCUUCAGCUUAUUCCUAAUUUACGCUGCUCUACAUUCUUCACGUAAAGAGCAUCAUUACUUGGCGAGGAGCUUAUUAACAGAGAGGAAGGCUAUGAAAGAAAACGCUCCAAUGACAGACCGACUCAUGGGGCAGGCCCUAGCUCUACACGUGGAGUAAAGUCGUCGCCAGACCCUUAAAUUUGAGACUAGGAUGCAAAACACGAGUGCAAAAAAUAAAAUUCAGUGUUGCUAUGGUUUCAUCGAGACCUUACAACCAGGAUUUGAUGACUUUUGACUGUAAUUAUUUUUACACCAUUAUUUUAGUUUCAUGAAACUGUAAUUAUAGCAGAACCAUUGCAUGUCAUUAUGCAAAAAGGAGAACACCAAUGUAGACUCAAGUUCUAUAGUAAUGGUGUUUUAGUCGAUUUAUUGUUCGACAUCCUAUUUAAUUUGGUUACACAUGUAGGUUACUUAGUCAUAAAGAAAGAGUUAAUUCUCAACCUACAAGAAGUUUACACGUUAUUCAUCAAUAUUCAUAUUAAGAUAGUCUCUGAAGUGGAAGGUUCAUGCCUAUUAGGCACAAACUCAGCUACUUUCGCCUCCAUGCCAGCGCGAUAUCCCUCCCUAUGGUAAGCAGUGAACAUUGUUGGUGUAAAGAACUGAUGGUUAGUAGAGUGAUGUGGGAACAUCCCACAUAACGCCUCAGACAAGCUGCGACGUGUAUUCCCAUGGCAACAUUCACAGCAACAGAACGUCAAACGAUUGGCCUCUUCCGAUGACAGCUCGGGACCAGGCCCCCAAAGACCAGCCUCCAGAUCUCCAUCCGUGUCACGCAACGCUUCCUUCCAGGUCACAUAAGACGAAGUUUUCACUGCUUUUUCAGGAUGCCUGGGAACUAUGUAUAGGAUAUCCCCUUCGCCAACUUUAGUCUUCCCGUCGCUGUUAACGUUCUUAUCAUAAUAAUGUACCUUAAAUCUGACAAAAAUAAAGAACAAAUAUAAUCAAGUAGGGCAA